Molecule: messenger RNA, 5287 nt
Organism: Carassius auratus (goldfish)
Lineage: Eukaryota; Metazoa; Chordata; Actinopteri; Cypriniformes; Cyprinidae
Product: A-kinase anchor protein 1, mitochondrial-like
Exons: 11
Coding region: 195-2711 (838 amino acids)
Cellular component (GO): mitochondrion; membrane
Molecular function (GO): protein kinase A regulatory subunit binding; RNA binding
Source: RefSeq, a predicted model, not a curated record
UGAUCAGCUGAUGGCUCUCUGUUUUUAGAGUGUUCGUUAGGACGGUCAACACGUGGGGAGGAGAGACAAGAGACACACACGAAGAGGGGGGGCACAUUGGGAUAGUGCUGGGCUUUGAACACGUAACAUUAAUAUUAUACGGUGGCGGUGCGAGGGACGCAUAAACACAGUAUAGCUGCUAGGGUCCAGAGGAGAUGCCACUGAGGUUCCGGUCCUUUGUUUCGUAUACGCUUCCUGGAGUGCUGGCGCUCAUAGGCUGGUGGUGGUACAUCUCCCGCAAGAAAGAGCGAAUCACCAGCCACGAAAGUGAGGAGGGGUCAGUAAUGGGCUUGCGAACCUCCUCUGGUGAGGGCAGCAAUGGGAUGGUUGACAAGAGCUGCCCUGCAGCCAGCAGCACACACCGCAGAACCAGCCGAGACCGAGUCAAGGCCAAAGAGCACAGACCUGUUGAGCAGGAAGUUAUAGCAGAGAUUCACAUGCCAGUCCUAAAAGCCACUGCGGGAGAGGCUCUCGGCACCCCUCCAGUUGUGUUGGCCGGUGGAAAGCUAAGCGCUCCUCAGAGUGGUGCAAAAUCAGCCCCCCUAGAGAUCCACCCAGGCGCAACAACCCCUGUGUCAUCUUCAACCCCAACAAAAACAGUGGAUGAGAGCACUCAUCAAAAAGGACCAGAGGCUGCCAUUGGCAGCAAUCCCUCAAGCCAGUUACCGCCAGAUUUAGCAAGCACUGGUUUAGUCAAGAAGCAGGUCGAAAUCCAACCACUAAGUAAGCAGCAUCCUGCAGAGCUAGCCAAAGCAGUGCGACCUGAACCUGAAGGAGAGGUGGCGGCUGAAACCUUGCCACCAACUUGCAAUCAGAAGUUGUCGACUUCAAAAGAUGAGUUGGCCUCCGCUACAUCAUCAACUGAGGGUGAGGCUGUCUUGCUGGACACCUGCAGCCCAAAAACACCACUGACUCUGACCCCUUUCCCCAACUCCACCAGCACACCCCUUGCAGAAAGCUCCAACGAGGCUCAGCACCAUGUAAACGGAGACCUGGCCUUGCCAGCCGAGACCAGUCCAGACAUACAGGAGCUCCAGCGUCUCGCGGCAGGGCUGAUCACUGAGGUGAUCUCGGCAGCCACCCAGGAGGUCAUGGCAGUCAGCAGCUGUGAGUCCCGGUACAGCAAGGGCUCUGAAGCGGCCAACACCAGCAUGCCAGCUGUAAAUGGUAAGGAAGUGGAGUCGUAUGUACCUCCAGGAAGUGUUGAAAGCGGCGAGUCGCGGGCGGUGCAGAUAGCAGAAGACAUCGUCAAUGGUUGUCUGGUGCCUUCGCUCUGGAAAAUCCCAGAGAAUGAGAAGGAAAGAGGCUUGUUGACUGUGUCUUCUGGGGAAAAGUUGGAGUCCACGCCGGUUCUGGCCAAGCUGCAGGCAGAGGAAGCUCUAGUGGAAGACUCAGGAUGUAGCACAUGCCAGUCCGAGGAUGGCAUCAGCAGCGAGGAUCUCCAUAGCACAGGGUUGUCCUCGAAUGUGUCUGAAAGUAAAGAGGACCUCAUUCAAAUUUCAGGGACUUGCAGGGCCUCAGAGGGUCAAGGAGAUGGACUGCAGGAGAGUCUCGCUGUAAUUGCCCCUCAGGAGUCCCCACUUACCGCGGAAAACGUGGCUACAGUUUGUGAGGCAGCACAGUUGAAUGGAAAGGGCUUUAGGAAUGGUGCUGCUAUUGAAGUAGAAGCUGACCAAUCAGGAGGGUCAGAUGUGAAUAGCAUGGAUUCAGUGGACAGUUGUUCAACCUUGGGGACGGGAGACAGUCAGCGGAGUGGCAGCCAGACCUGUCAAUCACAGAGCUCGGAGCUUAUUGUGUGGGAGAUUGAGGUGCCAAAGCAUUUAGUGGGACGGCUAAUUGGCAAACAAGGAAGAUACGUGAGCUUUCUGAAGCAAAGCUCCAGUGCUAAGAUUUACAUUUCAACCCUGCCUUAUACUCAAGAGUUUCAGAUCUGCCAUAUAGAGGGAACCCAGCAGCAGGUAGAUAAGGCGCUGGCCUUGAUUGGGAAGAAGUUCAAAGACUUGGACCUUACCAACUUGUACGCCCCACCUCCCCCACCGCUUACGCUGCCCUCUCUGCCUAUGACGUCCUGGCUUUUAUUGCCCAAUGGGGUGACAGUGGAGGUGAUUGUGGUGAACAUUGUAUCAGCCGGUCACCUGUUUGUCCAGCAGCACACUCACCCUACGUAUCACGCCCUGCGCAGUCUGGACCAACAGAUGUUCCUGUGCUAUUCCCAGCCCGGGACACCACCCUUGCCAUCGCCUGUCGAAGUUGGAGUGAUUUGUGCGGCCCCAGCUGUAGAUGGAGCCUGGUGGCGAGCGCAGGUCAUCUCUUUCUACAAAGAUUCAACUGAAGUGGAAAUCCGAUAUGUUGAUUAUGGCGGCUAUGACAAAGUCAAGAUUGACACCCUUCGACAGAUCAGGUCGGACUUCGUGACAUUACCGUUCCAAGGAACAGAAGUCUUAUUGGACAACAUUGCCCCACUUCCAGGAGAGGAUCGGUUCUCAGCGGAGGCCAAUUCUGCACUGGAAGAGAUGACGAGAGGAGUUCCAUUACUGGCACAAGUCACCAACUACGACAAUAAUACAGGACUUCCUUUAGUACACAUGUGGAACAUGGUGGGAGAGGAGCUUGUCCUGCUCAACCGCACUUUGGCAGAGCGAGGUUAUGGCACUUGGGUGGACAGUUUCUGAUCCUCCAGAACUCCCUCGCGCUCCUCUCCUCACUCACCUCGUGGCCCACCUGCCCCUUUAUCAUCACCACUCAUCAUGAAUAUCUGCGGGUUCUGUUCUCCUCACCCCAUCGUGUCCUCCACCACCUUCUACCUGAAGUGCGCAUCGCUGGCUCCAGGAGUUUCUUUUUUUAGUUUUUUCUUUUUGUCCUCCCCAUCCUGCAUUUUUCCCAUUUAUUUUUUAUUUUCUAUCCCCUUCCAUUAAAAAAAAAUAUCAAUACUGUAUGAAAGGAAAAAACUAAGAGUCAAGUGUCAAUGACCGAUCAACCAAUAAGGACUGAAGUUUUCCUGACUCUUUGCUGUUGUAAAUUUAAAAUAUAACUAAAUAAAGGUUAAUCAUUGUUUUCCGUCCGAUCAGACUCCUUACAGCACAAAAACCGACUGUGGAUUAUCAUGCCAUGGAUACGAAAUCUGUAUAAUUAAAAAAAAGUACCUUUCAGGAGAUGACUAUGGUGCAGUUAAGAUUCAACCAUGUUGUUGCUGACGUAAUCUUGGGACAUGAGACAUCAUGUUUGCAUUUACACUAUCAUGGAUUUAUCCUAGUGUUUCACUGUCCAGUCGGAUGGGUUUUAGAAAGCUGACCUGUAGAUAUGGGUACAGAUCUAUCUCCAUGUCUGUCUGUACAACAGUGUGGUUUUAGAGGGUGAUACGCAGCCCAUCUCGUGAUUUCCCUCUUCACCACACUCUGGAUCUAUAGGACUCCCAACAACCUUCAGCAUCAAUAGGCCUGACGCCAAGAGUCACUUCAUUUAUUUCACUGAUUACGGUCUUUUAACCCAGGAGAUGUAUGUGCCCUACUGACCUCUGGGCCAUUAUAGGAAAGACUAUGCUGAGUCUUCAGCCCUACAAGGACGCUACAUUUCGAAUGGUGCUGCUACAGAAGACAAAAGGGCGUUCUUAACGCUGAAUACUGACCUGUGGGGACACUAAAUAAAUGACUACAAAAACCAGAACAGUACUGUGUGACGGGGACAGCAGGGCACUCCCAUUCUGAAUGGAUGAACUGCAUUCAAUGGGUCUGUGUGUUUUUGUAUGCAUGUAAUUUUGCUCCAAAGCACCUCGAUUCACAUGUCUUAUUAUCAUUUGUGUAAUGGGCCACUGGCUUAUGUUUCACUCAAGAUCCGUUUUGCAAUAACGUCACAUCUAGUAGACCCAUUGCCAUUAAUGCCUCUUUGCGUUCUGUAAAUAACUUUGUACACUGUCCAAACCCAGAAACCCACCCAAUUGGCUAUAAGAGAAGUUGACAAUACAUCUACCUGUCUUGGAGAAGAUAAAAAGCUUUAAGCAUUAUCCAUUGCUUUUUUAUGUUGGUUUUACAUUGGAUGAAACUAGGUCUGCUUUAUUACUGUAUAAUUUGUUCAAGAAUAAUGGCACAGAGAUUAAUAUUCCUCUUUUUGUAUCUUGUCAUUGAUCAUGCUCUUUCAGUCAUUUUAAUGGCUUUUUUGGCCAGAAAGGCUUGUCCCUUUUUCAGCUGCUGAAUUAUUGCUAAUCUAAUACUGUUGGACUGAAUGUCUAAGGUCGUCCUCGCGUGAGACGCUUCGAGGCUUUUAGCUUGGCGUAAUGGGUUUUUUGAUUGUUAGCUCUACAGUUGUUAGCCUCGAAAUGUCUUGAUAAACUUUCCACCGUCUCAACAAUAAAUAAAAGCUCCCCCGUUUCUGCAUAUAUUUGCCUUCACCAGAACAAUUCUGGAUUAAAAACCGAAAAUAUAGAUUUUUACACUUCUUUUGAAGUGAUAAUUCAUUACACACUGCUCUUUUAGCGGUAGUAUAAUCCGCUAAGUAUGAGAACUGACAGCGUCGGAAAGUUCAGUCAGAUGUAGUCGUUUGUGAGGGGCAUUGCACGGUUUUUCACUAGUAUGCUACGAGGUUUUUCUGCAAUAUUUCCUUCACAAGCUCCCGUUUCUGUACUGUCCUGCGUUCAUCUCAGGUAUGAGCUUUUUAUUUUUUAACUUUCUGUGUUUGUGGAGAAUUAUUAGUCAUAUUCCUUCAGGAAUUGAUGUCGUUGACCUGUGUGAACGUGCGCGGCCCUGUAUAGGUCUGCCUGCUAUAGCAGGUGAAUAAAUAAGGAACCACACCGACCUCAGAGCCGAAACGUUUUAUUGUUCAAGUCUGAUUUACUUUUGUUUUUUAAUCAAGUACAAUUACUCUUGGCAUAAGCUCAUAUCUUGACUGACAUGGCCUCCUACCACAAGUUCAAAUGUGUCCAACUACCUGUCCAGUUUGUUUGUGUGUGUGUGUAAUAUAUAUAUAUAUAUAUAUAUAUAUAUAUAUAUAUAUACACACACGAUGUGUACAAAAAAAGUGUAGGAAACAAAAGGGAACAUUAUUUUUUUCACUCUCUCCCACCUUCCAAAGUCUGCUCACUUGUUCUCUGUUGGUAGGAAUGAGGUUUGCUUGGCUAGACAAUUAAUCAUUUGAUUAUGUAAAUGAGUGUAAGAAGUCCUACAUAGUACAGGUCAGUUUUUGCCAGACUCAUUAAAAGGUUUGAUUCUUUGUUUGUACAGAUCUAUUGAAAAAAAGAAUAAAGUUCUAAAAAAUA